Molecule: messenger RNA, 2390 nt
Organism: Rhinolophus ferrumequinum (greater horseshoe bat)
Lineage: Eukaryota; Metazoa; Chordata; Mammalia; Chiroptera; Rhinolophidae
Gene: IL18RAP
Product: interleukin 18 receptor accessory protein
Biological process (GO): interleukin-18-mediated signaling pathway
Molecular function (GO): interleukin-18 receptor activity
Source: RefSeq, a predicted model, not a curated record
UUAUCUGUUGAGGGGUUGGCCAAAAGGUUUUAGAUGCUUCGUCUUCAAGGCAUUUCCAUCUACUGAUAGAGAUGGAAAAGCCGGCAGUCACUGAAAAGACUUGAAGUUCCUUCCUCUUUUUUAUGUCUUAAGAACAGGAAAUGAAGAAAUGAAGAGGAUCCUCAGCGUGGGGCCCUGAAUCGUGAUGUACUCUACUCUGGCAACAGAACAAAUUUACUGAAGUAAUGACAGGACCCAGGGAGAACAAUGCUUUAUUUGGGAUGGAUAUUUCUUUGGCUUGUUGCAGGAGAGAGAAUUCAAGGAUUUAAUACUUCAGAUUGCUUCACCAAAAAACUUCUUUGGACAUAUUCUGAGAGAAGUGAGGAAUUUGUCUUAUUUUGUGAUUUAGCAGAGCCAGAGAAAUCCCAUUUCUACGACAGAAAUCAACACUCACCAACCCAAGGUCCUGAACACCUGCCCUGCAGUGGUAGUAAGGACCCAUCUGACGUUCAGUGGUACCUACAACCUCAAAAUGGAGAUGCAUUAAGGGAGAUUACUCAAAACUAUUCUCACAUCAUUCUGGACCAGAGCACCCUACAUUUUUUGACCGUGGAGAUGAACAGUGCUGGGUCGUAUAUUUGUAGACCCAGGAUUAGGAGGCCCCAGGAUGAGGCCUGUUGCAUUAAGAUGGUCUUAGAAGUUAAGCCCAAGACAAACACAUCCCAUGUGUGCCCACAUAAGAAAUACCUUCUUCUUGGUAGCCUUGGCGAUAUUUAUUGCCCCAGUCUCGACUGCCAAAGUGACGUACAGAGCCCAGAGGUGACCUGGUACCAGAAUGGAAGACUACUCUCUGAAGAAAGGAGCAACCGAAUGCAACUGGGUGAAAUCUAUGACUUUCACCAGGGCACGUACGUCUGUGAUUAUACUCAGUCGGAUAAUUCAAGUUCAUGGACAGUCAGAGCUGUUGUUAAAGUGAGAACCAUUGUGAAAGAUACUCGUCUCAAACCAGACAUUCUGGAACCCAUCGUGGACACACUGGAAGUAGAACUGGGAAAGCCUUUCACUCUUCACUGCACAGCACGAUUUGGCUUCCAAAAGGACUUUAAACCUGUGUUAAGAUGGUACAGCAAAGAUUCUAACCAGCAGUUGGAAAUCCUAACCUCGGAGGGGAGGAGUGUUCAAUCCACCUUCGAAGAUGAAAUCAUCGAGCAUGUUGUCCUCUUAAAAGAAGUCACUCAGAGAGACCUCCGCAAGACGUUCAUUUGCUUCGCCCAAAACUCCAUCGGGAACACGACCCAGUCCAUCCAACUGAAAGAAAAGAAAGGAGUGGUGUUCCUGUACAUCCUACUUGGCACCGUCACGACCCUGGCAGGAAUGCUCAUGGCAGGUGCUCUGCUCUACAUAUACUGGAUUGAAAUAGUGCUGCUGUACCGAACCUACCAGAGGAAGGAUGAGACGCUUGGGGAUAAAAAGGAAUUCGACGCCUUCAUCUCAUAUGCAAAAUGGAGCUCUUUUGAGAGUGAGGUUGGUUCAUCUAUGAGUGAGGAAACCUUAGCCCUGAAUCUAUUUCCUGAAGUUUUGGAAAACAAAUAUGGAUACACCUUGUGUUUGCUUGAAAGAGAUAUGGCCCCAGGAGGAGUGUAUGCAGAAGACAUUGUGAGCAUUAUUAAGAAAAGUAGAAGAGGAAUAUUUAUCUUGAGCCCCAACUAUGUCAACGGACCUAGCGUCUUUGAACUACAAGCAGCAGUGAAUCUUACCCUGAAUGAUCAAACAUUGAAACUCAUUUUAAUUAAGUUCUGUCCCUUCCAAGAGCCAGAGUCUCUAUCUCAUCUUGUGAAAAAGGCUCUCCGGGUUUUGCCCACCAUCACUUGGAGAGGCUUAAAAUCAGUGCCUUCCAAUUCCAGGUUCUGGACUCAAAUGCGCUAUCACAUGCCUGUGAAAAACUCUAAAGGAUUCACGUGGAGCCAUCUCAGAAUUAUACCAAGAAUUUUUCACUGGAAAGGACUCUGUAAAACAGAAACCACUGGGAGGAGCUCCCAGCUCAGGGAAUGGUGAAAUGAGCCCUGAACCACCUCCCCUCCAGUCCCUCGUGAGUAGGGAGGGUGAUGGACAAAGCACACAGCAUGGAUCGGGCUAAUAUAAAAUGGAGGGUGUCCUGCCAGGUCUGAGCAAGCUUGACAGGCACUGGCAUGACACUGAAGCUGUGGUUAGAGUCUCUAAUUUCUUGGACUGGACAGAGGGAGAGUGAAUUCUCCAGAUACUAGCACACAUUCAGCACAUAGGACCCCUAAGAUUUUCCUAGUUGUCUGAGCAGAAGCAGUAGAUCUGGCCAUUUUUGUGUCUAUGGACUGUUAUGUCUACUAGGUAUUAUAUAUGUAUAUUAUAUAUAUAUAUAUAUACACACACACACA